Messenger RNA from Prunus dulcis (almond), 1902 nucleotides. RefSeq names its product shaggy-related protein kinase zeta. The record is from RefSeq and is a predicted model, not a curated record. Gene Ontology annotation, cellular component: cytoplasm. Bases 107 to 1357 code for a protein of 416 amino acids. Gene Ontology annotation, molecular function: ATP binding; protein serine/threonine kinase activity. Lineage: Eukaryota; Viridiplantae; Streptophyta; Magnoliopsida; Rosales; Rosaceae. Gene Ontology annotation, biological process: signal transduction; protein phosphorylation. The transcript has 12 exons.
CAAGUGAAGAAAAAUACAACUAGACCAAGAGCUAAAUGGUGUGAGAGAGUAGAGAGCGAAAAAGAGAGAAGGUGGGUGUGUGAGAGAGUCGCAAUCUCACUAUCACAUGGGGUCCUUGGCUUUGGGGCCAAAGCAUCAACAAGCAGAGGCACAGCCACAGCGACAGCAAGACCACAAUGAGCCACUGAACCACGUGACUCGCCGAGCCCCCGAUAUGGACUCCGACAAGGAAAUGUCAGCUCCUGUUAUUGAGGGAAAUGAUGCAGUCACCGGUCACAUCAUUUCAACAACCAUUGGUGGCAAAAAUGGUGAACCCAAACGGACGAUCAGUUACAUGGCAGAGCGUGUUGUAGGUACUGGAUCAUUUGGAAUCGUUUUUCAGGCUAAAUGCAUUGAAACUGGAGAAACGGUGGCCAUAAAGAAGGUCUUGCAGGACAGGAGGUAUAAAAAUCGUGAGUUGCAGUUGAUGCGCUUGAUGGAUCACCCAAAUGUUGUUUCCCUGAAGCAUUGUUUCUUCUCUACAACAAGUAAAGAUGAGCUUUUCUUGAAUCUUGUUAUGGAAUAUGUACCCGAGACUAUGUACAGGGUUCUGAAGCACUACAGUAGUAUGAACCAAAGGAUGCCACUAAUCUAUGUGAAACUUUAUACAUAUCAAAUUUUUAGGGGCCUGGCUUAUAUUCAUGCUGUUCCUGGUGUUUGCCAUAGAGAUGUGAAGCCUCAAAAUCUUUUGGUUGAUCCCCUCACCCAUCAGGUUAAGCUUUGUGACUUUGGAAGUGCAAAAGUUCUGGUCAAGGGGGAAGCAAAUAUAUCGUACAUAUGUUCUCGUUACUAUCGGGCUCCUGAACUCAUCUUUGGUGCAACAGAAUAUACAACAUCCAUUGAUAUCUGGUCAGCUGGUUGUGUCCUUGCUGAGCUCCUUCUAGGCCAGCCAUUGUUUCCAGGAGAGAAUGCAGUGGACCAACUUGUAGAGAUUAUCAAGGUUCUUGGUACUCCAACUAGAGAAGAAAUUCGAUGCAUGAAUCCGAACUACACAGAUUUUAGGUUCCCUCAGAUUAAAGCUCACCCUUGGCAUAAGGUUUUCCACAAGCGAAUGCCGCCUGAAGCAAUUGACCUUGCCUCACGACUUCUUCAAUAUUCGCCGAGUCUACGUUGCACUGCGCUAGAAGCAUGCACACAUCCUUUCUUUGAUGAACUUCGGGAGCCCAAUGCUCGCCUUCCAAAUGGUCGCCCACUGCCACCACUUUUCAACUUCAAACAAGAAUUAAGUGGAGCGUCACCCGAACUGAUCAACAGGCUCAUACCAGAGCAUAUGCGGCAGCAGACUGGUCUUGGAUUCCCACACCCAGUUGGUACUUGAAUGUAAAGUCAUGAAACAAGGAAUUAUCUGUUCUACUAGUGGAUGGAUGUGAAGCAAAAGAGGGCCUCUUUGUGGUCUAUAUAACACUCAGCAUUCUGGCCUAAUAUGCUGUUCUCGCCCUCCCCUCCGAUGAUGUAUACAUAUAGUGGCUCUCCAGCUUAACCUGGAAAUUGUUGAUCCUGUCUUCUAUGUCAUUUUAGCCCAAACAUACUGUCUUCCUGCAUCUGUACAUCGUUUUGAUUGUAAUGAUUCCAGAAAGCCAAAUGUAUAAGUUUAUUCAAAUCUAGCUAGGGUAGGGGCUGUAAAAGUCCGGUGCCCCGAGGGGCAUAAUAGUAGUGCGGCUUGUCGUUUACCUUUUAAUUAUGGUGUUGUUUCUGCUGUCUGUUGCUGUCUUGUCUCGAAUUAUAUUUUGCUAUUGUUGAUUUCUGUAUUUUUUUAAUUUCUUCAAUACUGCCUUCUUCUGGAUAAUUUCAAAUCUCUGCUGUUUAAUGGGGCAGAGGUUUGAGCUUCAUAAUUUAAUAGAACAUUCUUGCUCAGUGUUUGAA